AUGGUUGCCUUCUGGACUCCCAAUCUAGAUCCAAGAACUUCAUUUACGCCAAUGCACAUUCAGGCAAAUGCUUCGGGGUCGACGGGUCAUCUUGCUCCUUACGACAUGUGGAGGCCGAUCAUGAGGCCUUCAAACAGCAUGACGUCAAAGUCUCCAUCAAAUGGUCCGUGGAAACUAAUGACUCCUGACAGGCUCGGAUCGUGGAAGACCGUUGGAGCGUUUCCAACUUUCUCGACACCCCAGCCAACUGGAGUGGCCUCAUUAUCAAGUACGUGGCCCGAUACCGUAGCUUCUCCCAAUGAUGCACAUCACGGCAUGGUUCCAGUCAUGGUGCAUGUUCAAAAUGGCGCUGUACCAUUUAAAACAAUGUUGCUUGUGGGCGGAAAACCUGGUCCGCAUGACAGACACGUGAUGCCAGAUAAUCAGGUUGCAAUGCGCCACGCCCCAGUACCCCAUCUCCCUAUAGGCCAACUAGUAGUAAACCACUCCCCAGUACUGCCAUAUGGGACAAAGACAGGGAUGAUGGCACCACAACCGCCACAGUCUUACGGGCAAGCACCGCUACCGUCGCCACAGAUGUAUGUACCUUAUGACGCCGUGCGUGAGAAAGCACCUUCUCCGCCACCUUAUAGACCAGAACCAAUGCAGCCCUCCACAACACCAUUACAGCGCCCGUCAACGUAUAAACAGCAGAAUGGCCCUGUGCCUCCUGAACCGUCGUCGUACUAUAACGGGCCUGCACCCCGAGAACCUGAACCGGAGUAUCAUUUUCAUGCUUCGUUACCCAAAAUGCCUGUUUCUCCACCAAUAUCCACUCAUUUUGAGCCGCCUCAACCGCACAGGCCGCCGACAGCUCAUCCUCCAACUUCCUACGCAUCCGUGCACGAUUUCUCAGUGCCUGAGCCUCCGUCAUCAUACGGACCACACCUUGAUGUGCCAACCCCAACACGUCCAUUAUCAGAUGGAUUCGUACCUGAGGUGCCAGUGCCCGAACGUCCUACGUCUUACGCACCACGACUUAAGCCGCAGAUACCGCAAAGGCCAUCGUCGUACGGACCCGUGCCUAAAGCCCCAUCACCAGUGCCUGAAUCACCUGUAUCUUAUGACGCACAACCUAAGUCACAGGUAACCCACCGUGCAUCAUCUUACGUAUCUACGUCUGGAACCCCAGCGCCCGAUCCACCUAGAUCUUACGCACUACAACCAAAGUCGCAGGUUACUCACCGUACGCCCUCCUACGGAUCCGUGCCCAAAGCCCCAUCGCCAGAACCCGAACCAUCUAGGUCUCACGAACCACAACCAAAGUCUCAGGUAACCCAGCGUGCAUCCUCCUACGGAUCCCUGCCUAAGGCACUAUCGCAGGAGCCUGGACCGCCUAGAUCUUAUGCACCACAACCUAAGCCGCGCCAACCAGAGCAACCAGUGUCCUACGGAACGGCACCUGAACCUCUGUUAUCUUACAAAUCAAAAACUAGACUACGACCCUCCCAACGCCAAUCGUCGUACGGGACAGUGCCUGGAGGAUCACUGCCACCCCCUGCGCCACCAGCAACAAAUGCACAUAAAUUUAAAUCACCCCCACCUAACCAUCCAUCGUCUCAUGGACCAGCACCCAGCACUGUGCCCGGUCCACCAGCAGUUCCAUUUCCCUCGACACUCGACUCAGUUCCCAAACUCUCGUCUUCUGAAUUACCGGAUCCCAGGACUAGUGUUGUGCAACGCCAAUCGUCGUAUGGGACAGUGCCCGGAGGAUCGCCGCCACCUCCUGCGCCACCAGCAACAAAUGUACAUAAAUUUAGAUCACCCUCGCCGAACCAUCCAUCGUCUUACGGACUAGCACCCAGCACUGUGCCCCAUCCGCCAGCAGUUGCAUUUCCCUCGACACUCGACUCAGUUCCCAAACUCCCGUCUUCUGAAUUACCGGAUCCCAGGACUACUAUUGUGCAGUAUCCCGCACCUCCGCGACCAAGACACCAAAGACUUCUGUACAAAAAGGUAGUGCCCCAUCAGCCGGAACCAGCACCAAAAAGAACCCAAGUUUAUUUGGGAUUGAUUCCUUGA
Ornithodoros turicata is the source of this 2061-nucleotide messenger RNA. RefSeq lists its product as uncharacterized. The record is from RefSeq and is a predicted model, not a curated record. The transcript has a single exon. Lineage: Eukaryota; Metazoa; Arthropoda; Arachnida; Ixodida; Argasidae. Bases 1 to 2061 code for a protein of 686 amino acids.